AUGUUAAAAAUUCAGUAUUUGAUUGUUUUAAUUCUUUUUCAAGUUUGUCAUUUAUUUGUUCUUCUUGAUAUUUCAUCAAAACCAAGUGUAUUAAAAUAUAAUGGUGAUAAAAUAACAUCAUUUCAUUAUAAAAAUCCAUAUUAUACAAUAAGUAAUUCAAGUUCAUCAUCUCUAAUUGAUUAUAUGAGAACAUUAUAUGAACAAGAAAAACAAAAUGAUAUAAAAUCUGAUUAUAAUCUUAUACGAGCUCUUGUACCACGUAUCGUUGAAAUCGAUAAUGUUACAAUGUAUGUCUUUGAUUUAAAUGUCAUUCGUCGUAUGGAAAGUAUUUAUGCUGUUUCAUUACAUUUUUAUAAACGUCGUACACGUUGGCCAAUAUCAUAUUCUUUAAAUGAAAUCUAUUCAUCACAUCGACUUUCUUCACUUUCUGCUCAAAUACAAUUAGAAUCUGAUGCCUAUGGUUGGCAAUCAUUUCCAAUAGGAGAUGUUAUUCAACGUCAAAUUAAUUAUUUAAAAUUAUCACAAAAAUCUGAAUAUUUUGGUAUAACAUUUAAACCAACAGUAACAACAAAAAAUCAACGAAGAAAUAUAAUUGAAUUAGAAAAAUUUAGUGUUUAUACGCCAUUUUUAAUUGUUUAUUCAAAUGAUUCAAAACAAACAAAUAUUUUUGAAGAAUUUAUACCAAAAAAUUUCGAACAAGAUGUUAAAUCAUAUGAACAAUUUGAAACAGAAGUUAAUAAAAGAAACAGAUUGCGACGUUUUAUUGAAGAAAAACAAUCAACAUUGGAUUCAAAUACAUUUUUAUCCAAUUGGAAUGAUUCAAUUUCCAUACUUGAACCUGAAACAUGUUCUGUAAAACCUUUUGUCAUUGAUUUUUCUGAUUUAGGCUUCGCUUCGUGGAUGAUUGAACCGAAAAAUUUUAUGGCAAAUUUAUGUUCAGGUUCAUGUCAAACUAAAUUAAUGACAAAUCAUGCACUUCUUCAACACUUUCUUCAACGUUUAGGUAUAAGAAAUGAUAUUAAUUUACCAAAAGCUGGUUGUGUACCUGAACGUUAUUCAUCUUUAACUAUGUUCUAUAAAAGUUCAGACUAUAAUUAUCUUAUUCGUCGGUUACCUAAUAUGAUUGUCGAAGCAUGUCAUUGUAGAUGA
Rotaria sp. Silwood1 is the source of this 1149-nucleotide messenger RNA. Lineage: Eukaryota; Metazoa; Rotifera; Eurotatoria; Philodinida; Philodinidae. The record is from the annotation of a GenBank genome assembly.